Psilocybe cubensis is the source of this 1431-nucleotide messenger RNA. RefSeq lists its product as uncharacterized. The coding region runs from base 1 to 1431 and encodes 476 amino acids. Lineage: Eukaryota; Fungi; Basidiomycota; Agaricomycetes; Agaricales; Agrocybaceae. The transcript has 2 exons. The record is from RefSeq and is a predicted model, not a curated record.
AUGCCGGUGACAUUCUCCCCAGCGAGUCAUCCUCUCAAGGCCUUUGAACCCGAAUACUUGUCCUGGCAUUCUAGAAAGGCUGAUGGUGGUAUAUCUCCCCGAAUCAUCCUGAAGGACGCAUGCUACAAUCAAUACAGGCAAUCUGACGAAAUCCUCCAAUCUUCAUUCGACAAUCUUCAUGAAGACUCAAAAACAGAUGACAUACACAUCAUACCGCAAAGCAAUGGCUUCGUUAACACCGUCACCGAGGCUUAUAAUAACCACCGUGCUUUGGUUAUACGCCCUGACGACGUAUGGUUGGCAAUCCUGACCCAGUUUAGCUCCUUCCUAAAUGCCAAUGCAGAGAAUAUACGUUCUCAAUUUGUGCGCCAUAAAGGACAGAAGGAACUCACCAUUACAGCCGACCGUAGAAAGGUCGACUAUGGGCACGUAGCAAACCAGAUGACGAAGGAAAUCGAGAAAAACGUGGUAGACCCCCAUCUCCGUGCUUGGAUUUUGCCGGAUUUUAGCACUACCACCGCAAACGAUACGACAGUAUGCUCCAUUGUCAUGAUGGCGGCAAUGAAAGAGUAUUUCUCUUACAAAAUUCAUCUCUUAUGCGGGAUUCCGCGGGUCACUCUCGACGGGGAAAAGGAUGACUGGGAGAAAAUCUUUGCGAGGUUAGAGAAGCUCAAAGAGUACGGUUUACCAACGAUUGCAUGGUACCAUCUGCUUUUCCCAAUUAUCGAUCGCUUUGUGAGAUCAUUUGAUGAACCAGAGAAUGAACAGAAUCUCGAUUUCUGGCAGAAAGUGGCCCAUUACGAAGGUGGUGGAAGUGGGCCGAGCUACUUGGGAGGUUGGAUCACAGCGUUCUGUGUCUUUGAUGAUAAAGGAAAGUGGCUGGGACAUCCUUUUACAGAGAAUGCGACAGAGUCUCCAAACGCACGGUCACUAUCGAGCACGGAUUUUUUUUCAAAAUAUAUCGAUAUUGCUCCUGUAACGCUUUCAGAAGAGGAAGGGGGAGAAGAGGAUGAGAUUGAAGGUGACAGUCAAUCUGAAAAAAACCAUCUACAGCUCGACGGGGUAUAUUAUCAUCAAAUAGAUACCCAGGACGUACCCUCAGGUUACUCGGAAGUCGAUGUCCUCUUAGAAGACGACGACACAGAGUACAGAUGCAUGAUGGUUGCUGGCCACGUGGGGACGCGCAUUCUCCAGAGCGUUGAUGGAGGCAUGAAGGAUACAGUCAAGCCCGUUGCGGGAUGGUGGAUGCUCACCAAACUACCAGAGGGAAAAUUCAAAGAUGAUCGUCCCGAAACGGGUGUUUCGGUGGGUGAAGGAGAACCUAGGGAUUCUGCGAUGGAAGCGACAGUAGCCGAGCAACAAGAAGAUAAGUUGGAAGAAAAUCAGGACAUGAAGGAAAGUGUGGCGUGGUGCAAAUGCAUCGUUGUAUAA